AUGAAGACGCAGACUACCAGGAGGACUUGCUGGCUCUCAUCACCGCGGAAGAAGAAUACUUCAGGCCUCAACAAAGCAGCAGCAGCAGCAGCAGCAGCAGCAGCAGCAGCAGCAGCAGCAGCAGCAGCAGCAGCAGCACAAGAGCGACCCCAGCAGCAACAGCAGCACCAGCAAGAACGACCCCAACAGCAACAGCAACAACAACAGCAGCAGCAACAGCAACAACAACAACAGCAGCAGCAACAACAGCAGCAGCAUCACCAGCAGCAGCAUGAACAGCAGCAGCAGCAACAGCAGCAGCAGCAGCAGCUUUGUUUCUGUAUCUGA
Molecule: messenger RNA, 327 nt
Organism: Eimeria mitis
Lineage: Eukaryota; Apicomplexa; Conoidasida; Eucoccidiorida; Eimeriidae
Exons: 2
Coding region: 1-327 (108 amino acids)
Source: RefSeq, a predicted model, not a curated record